AUGGAAGCGGAGAAAGAGUACGACACCUACCCAGACGUUGACGAGUACGAGAAGCUGCUCCGCCGUAGCCCUCGCACGAUGCACCAAACAUCUUCCAAGUUGCUCCGCAUGACGGACGACAUGCGGCCGUUCACAAGGGACUUCAAGGACCUUUUCGCUACGCUCAURGUCAGCUUGCCGCUGACACCACAUCGAGUUYGAUUCUCUCGAAUAGACCACACCUUUACCAGCGAAGAAGCCGUGACCAAUCUUGGCUCUCUCAAAUUCUCUCAAUCAAAUCGCAUGCCUGAUCCAAAAGAUGUUUCCCGGAUUGUGACRACAACCACAACGACCACCUUUUCCAUGGCAAAGGAAAUGGCCCGUUCAGUAUGCAGUCGUUUUGUGGAAGCAAGGCUCGUUGAGUCUCUCGAUGGCAAAACCGACUUCACUUCAAAGGGCACUGUUUGGCAGCUCACGCCUAAGGGCAUGCACAUUUUGGCGCGAUUUUGUCAAAGAAAUGGUAUCCACCUGAGGCACGUCAACGAUCUUCUCGACUCGCCGCGGAAUACGAUGCAGCUUGUCAUCCUGGAGAGAGACCCCGAAACUGACAUGAUUGUCCACGAUCGAGCAACAGUGGAUGUCAUCUUCCGGCGCUUCGCUGGCCCGCAGGGCCCGAACGUCAAAUCGCCAACGACAUCCAAUGACACCGACUCACAGAACGACUUCUCAACGGGAGUCGCGGGCAUCAAAAUGCAAAGGAUCAGGCGUGGCGACAACAGAGAUGCACCCGUAUUUACUGGCAAGGCUGCUUUCGAUUGGCUCAUGGACUGUUGCACGACGGUCGACAAACGGGAGGCCUUCGAGAUUGCCAACUUGUUCAUCCAGCAUGCCUUUAUCGAACCGGCUGGUGAAGAUCGUCACAGCAGUCAGGUGGCAAACUCAGCACAUCGAUUCGUGGCAUCAAAACACGUCUUCUACGCCGUUACGCACAAAGGCCAGCGGACUGCUGGGUGGAGCGCCAUCUCCGAGGAACUGAUGAACGGCGAAUCGUCUGCAAGCCAUCGACCAGCGGCUGGUGUUGUACGAGACUCCAACACGAACCGUAUGGCGGUCAUUGUGCGUGAUCCAGCACUUCGACUUCUUUUCCGCGAAUACCUCCGCGAAACGCAUUGCGAGGAAAAUCUAGCCUUUUACCUCGAAGUGAGAUCUUUUCUUGCCGACUACGAACGGGCCAAGCGUGGGUCCACCACCCCACAACCCGAUGUGAUCAGGGAGACCCUCGCCUCAGCGUACAGCCUCUACAACGCCUUCCUUGCACCCGGCUCGCCAUGCGAGCUGAACAUCGACCAUAGCUUGCGGAAUUCCCUAGCCGGACGCAUGACUCGCUCGAUAGGGGAAGACGAGAAGAUGAUUGUGAGCUUGGACGAAGUGGCGACCUUGUUCGAUCAGGCACAAAAUAGCGUGUUCAAACUCAUGGCAAGCGACUCUGUGCCUAAAUUCUCGCGAGAGCCCAAGUAUGCUUCUGUUCUGAAGGAACGCAAUCUCGAGAGCAUGCUUGCCAACCAUGCAUCGACAACGCGUAGCUAG
Ramularia collo-cygni is the source of this 1566-nucleotide messenger RNA. Its product is annotated as related to Developmental regulator flbA. The record is from RefSeq and is a predicted model, not a curated record. Lineage: Eukaryota; Fungi; Ascomycota; Dothideomycetes; Mycosphaerellales; Mycosphaerellaceae. Bases 1 to 1566 code for a protein of 521 amino acids. Gene Ontology annotation, biological process: intracellular signal transduction. The transcript is spliced from 3 exons.